Messenger RNA from Acanthisitta chloris (rifleman), 1080 nucleotides. RefSeq names its product muscular LMNA-interacting protein (gene MLIP). The record is from RefSeq and is a predicted model, not a curated record. Gene Ontology annotation, biological process: negative regulation of transcription by RNA polymerase II. The transcript is spliced from 10 exons. NCBI's taxonomy places the organism in Eukaryota, Metazoa, Chordata, Aves, Passeriformes, Acanthisittidae. Gene Ontology annotation, molecular function: transcription corepressor activity; lamin binding. The annotation marks the transcript as partial. Gene Ontology annotation, cellular component: sarcolemma; nuclear envelope; PML body.
GUCACUUCUCAAGAAUCUGGAACCAAACCAUUGACCUUCACGUUUGUACCAUCCAUUGGACGACUUCCAACUCAUUUUGAGGUUGUGGAUAUCUCUAAGUUCCUUGUGACAAUCCCAGAGGACCCAAAGGAUCUGAGCCAUCAAGAAAUUGUAAAUAAGUCUAGCAAGGUGUCUGAUGAGCUGGGCUUAAAGAGUGGGGCCAGACAAGACUUUGUGUCCUCCAUCUGUACAGACAACACCCGAACAGCUUUCCAGUCCCUGGGGUGUAAUUCAAGCAAAGGAGAAAUGCAGGAGAAUGACCUUUUUAAGGCUGAGUUUAUCCUGAUUACGGACUCCGGUGAUGAAGAUGAAGUAGCUGCUGCCUCAAACAACAUCCAUCUGCCUUCCAAUGGCUAUGGUCCCAUCAGUGCUCAGCUGCUGACCACGUCCCACGUCUCCCCUGGCACCGAGGCAGGGAAACCUCCUGUCGAUGGGCACCUUCCAGGUGCUGCUCUCUCCCACAGUACUGCUGACCCACAAAAGCACCAGCAGUACAGGAUCAAGAAAAGCUACAAGGCAUUUGCAGCAAUCCCUACAAACACAUUGCUUAUGGAACAGAAGGCGUUAGAAGAGCCAACCAACCCUGCUGGUGUGACCCAGGGCACUGCUGCAGACACUCAUUCAGAGAUGUGCUCCCCUGCCCAGCUCAGACAACAAACAGAAGAGCUAUGUGCUGUCAUAGACCAAGUCCUGCAGGACCCAUUGACUAUGCGCCGAUGUGAGUCUUCUCCGAGUUUUCUGCAGAUGAGCACGGAGUCAGAUGCUGCCAAGGUGUCAUCGACACUGCAGAGAGCAGCUGGGCGUGAAACCAGAUAUGCCAACCUUUACAAAUCUGUUCCUGUGGCAACGGAGAGUCAGCAGACAAAACCUGGUGUCAUUCGUCCCGUGGUGGUGAAAGGAAAGAGGGCCCAGCAAAAGGAGGAGCCUUAUCAACCCAAUCCAUUCAAAAAGUACCUUGAAGAAAUUGGGGAUCAAGAUAUUGAGCAGCCCAGUCAUCCCAUGGUGCCUAUUCCAGAAAAUGAGACACUCAGCUCUAAGGAG